Messenger RNA from Pseudonaja textilis, 1984 nucleotides. It is a transcript of the gene FAM89A, whose product is annotated as family with sequence similarity 89 member A. The record is from RefSeq and is a predicted model, not a curated record. Lineage: Eukaryota; Metazoa; Chordata; Lepidosauria; Squamata; Elapidae.
GCGGCGCGGCGUUGUUUUGUCGCCGCGGAUUAAGUCGCUUUGCCUUCCAGCCGACGUUCCCUCCGAGCACCAUGAGCGCGCCGGGGCUGCCUUGGAGCAUCGACAGCGGCGGGUCGGGGCUGCCUCCGCUGCCCAAGAGCCUGAGCGGCUUAUUGAAUUCUUCUUCCAGCGGAGGCGCCCCUGGCGGAGCCGGGGGGCGCUGGAGGGACCUGGAGCGACUCUACGCGCAGAAGUCUCGCAUUCAGGACGAGCUGAGCCGGAGAGGUAGCGGCGGCGGCGGCGGCGGGGGGCGAGGAUCUCCUCGCCCGCCCAAGCCCCCUAACCUCGACGCCGCCUUGGCCCUGCUCCGUAAAGAGAUGGUUGGCCUCCGGCAGCUGGAUAUGUCAUUACUGUGUCAACUCUACUCUCUUUAUGAGUCAAUUCAGGAAUAUAAAGGUGCCUGCCAAGCAGUAUCAAGUGCAGACUGUGCAUAUGCACUGGAAAAUGGCUUUUUUGAUGAGGAAGAGGAAUUUUUUUAAAAAGAAUAUAUCUUAGGAAAGUCUUUUUUUUGGAGUGCAGCUGGAGUUGGCAGUUAAGAAAUGAGCAGUGUUAAUUGGAACUCAAAGUACAUUCUUCCUUCUGCUCAAGAAGAAUUGCUCCAUUUAUUUCUGGCAUGCUGUUUAACCCAGGUUACACAUUAUGUAAAUUCUGCGCUAGGAAAGUUAAUGUGCAAUGAAUUUUGAAGCCUCCCAAAGCAUGCUUGACAGGUCAUGUCAGUGUAAUUUGUGCACAGGGUGUUUCUAGAUGGCAGAUGUUGAAAACUUAUCUUUUUAUAAGCAGAACUGUGUCACUGUACAUGAAAUCUGCGUCAUCUCAAAUAUUCUGACAUGUAAAGUGUAGUUAUAUAGUUUGUGUGUUUGUAAUCACUGAAUAGAUCUCAUUAACAUCACCUUUUUAAAGCCUCUGAUAUGAGGGAUUGGAAUUUUUCCUGUUCUAUAUACCAUAAAGGAUCAAUUCUGUAACAUCACAACAGUUUUAACUACUUCUAAAGUUUUUACUUGGAUCGUUGAUCCAGUUCCCUUUUUUUCUUGCUAAUGUCAGAAUGAUUUUUAUUUAAAGCAAGGUAGUAAAAUUGUGUAACCCUUCCUAUAUUUUUUCUCAAAUGCAAUAAGAACAAAUCAAAGCAGUUCAUUGUACAUCUUGCAGCUUCAUUAGUUUCCAUAACUGCAAUUUAGUUGUUCGUUAUCAAGUUAGUAAUUUAAGUUUAACAUACAUGGAUUAGCAGCAUCAUUUGUAAUACUAAAAUGUUUGGAAGACAAAAUGGUCAAUUUGUUUCUUACAGUCCAAAAAGACCUUAAUGUAUAUGUUAUUAUAUACACUUUUGUUUUUUGUACUAUAACAAAUGAACGUUUAAACUGGAACUGUAAUUUGUUUAGCUUUUUCAUGACAUGUAAUUUAGCGCUUGGAGGUAGCCAAGGAAACUUGCAUGGCUGCCUUGGUGGACUAAAGUGAAUUCAGAAACCCACAGCCUACCUCACAUGAAGAAGUUUAUAGCAGAAGACGAAAACCUCUGGACUGGUCUUGGGCAUAAUGGUCAGGACCUGAUUGGUUUCAGCUUCCUGGAAUACUUUCAUAAAUUAUAUAUGCAUCAGGAAAAUCUUUUGCUAUGUAGGAAUGUGACAUCAUGUAAAUAACUGAUUUGUUUUCACGUGGAAUACCUAUUUUAAGAUCUGAAACAUUUUCAACCUCAAAGGAGAAAAGUGAGAUGACAAAUAAUAAGCAUGUUAACUUUGUGUCCAAAGGGAACAACAAAAUGUGUAAAAAGGACAAUCACUUUCAUACACUUAUUAUAGCAGCUUCUAUAAUCUAUUGUGUUGUUGUAGUUUACAAUAUAUCCAUCCAUAUUAUGUGAUCUUGCCAGUUCUGUCACCAAAUACUUCUGUUCUCCUGCCCCAUUAAAAGAGAUCUCUGCUUUCAAAAUCUAAAGAGUCCAACUGAACAAACA